UAUGAUGUUUUGGUUUGAAACGAAAUAGUUGAAAAGACCAAAUCAAAGGUUAGAUUGCUUUAUUUGUUAUUCAUAUAUUUUCCUAUUCCUCCAUAUUUUUUGCGACGUAUGAAUAGAAGAAUUAUACACAAUUAACAUAAGAGAGAGCUCUGCAUGCGCACCCUAUAAUAUUUACAAGCAUAAGGACAAAUGUCAUAAGAUCGCUAAUUUCACUUAGAUCUUUUACUGGCUUUUGAAAACCCGACUGCAGGCGUUGAUUGAAAUACGACUAUCUUCAGCUCUUUUCUCCGUUUCAACAGUGGUCUAGCCAACAAAGAUACUUGAAAAACAGAUAUUGCAUUUACUUCUCAUUCCGAACGUUGUCCCGAUCGAUUGACGGAUCUCCUUCGAGCUAAAAAGCUUCCGCUAAGAAUGUUCGAGGUAUCAAUUUCCCUGGUUUAUCAUUAGUGUACAGGUCCUGCGGGAAAGGACAAACAACUUUGAGUAGAUAUAGUUGAACAUCCAAUCGAAUAGACUUUUGCAAAUUACAAGCAUGUGCCAAAAUGAAGGAGAGCCAAAGGAAACACAAACUGACGGAUGCGAGCGGGAGACGAAAAACGAAGAAAGACGGAAGAUAGAUAAAAAAUUACAAUAGGAAAAUUAUGGAUGACAGAUGAGAAACAAAUAGAAAAAGUAUGUGAAAUGACAUUUGUCCACACGAUGCGUAAAAAUUCAAAUUGUAGCGGGAAUUUUAAAACGUUUGCACGAAUCAGUAUUUGAAUAAUUCGAUCCACGAAGAAUUUUCUAAAAACAUUAUUGAGCACUGCCGAGUCCCUUGUUCUGGGUUAUAUGUAUCCCAAUAAGUUAGACUGAAAUUAGGGUGAAUCUAGCCAACAACACACAGACUGAUAGGUGAAAAGAUGUACUUUUUGCUACCCCUGCUGAUUGAUUUUCCCCUUGGCCUUGAUGGUUUAGGGAACUGUCUACGAUACCGGGACUUGGGCGUGACUAUCGAAUUCAUCACCCAACCGGGCCGUGUAAAAUGUGUCAAAACCAACGCCCGACCGUCCGGAACGAGACCGGCAAUAAUAAUCGUUUGUACACACAAACGAUGUGCAUACCAUUAAAAAAAAUAUGGCGAGAGCCCUCGACGGAUGGUUCUCUUUCGAGAGAUGAAAUAUUGUGACUUUUACGAUGGCUUUUACUACUUUCGCUCCUAAUUAAUUUCUCUUUUGUUCUGGUGUUCGAAACGCGAUACAAAUUUAUCCUGCCCGCGUUCGUGUGCAACAUAAUUUCGAAUUCGUUUCAUCAGCCCACAUCCAUUUGUGGAUGCACAUUCUCGUGUGUUGUGGGACUGUACACAAGCAGAAAUUUUUGCAAAUGCCCAAAAUGGGCGCAGGUAACGGAAAAACACGAAGAAAGUAACGUACAUUACAUGGAUAAUUCCUCUUAGAACAGAUGUUUUCUUGAGGCAAAAGGUAAAGAAAGAAAUGCGAAAACCCAACAUGACAUUUCAUUGCCUUUCUUUUUCCCACUCCCGGUUGAGAAACUUUCGCCGGGGAGUUGGAAGAUUUGCGAAAUUUAAUCUAAUCUUUCUUUUGAAAAAGAGAGAGGGAGAAAAUGGCGUUCCACUUGAGACAGAGAAGGGUCCCUAUUCUUCUGUCGGCGGAACCUUCAAGGGGCACACCUUUCCGGCAGCUUUAGCAAAGAUUAUGGUUGAUUGAAAUUUCUCCCAACUAAAUCGUAGAACAUUGGUAACUCUAUUUUGUUUUGUUCUGUUUAUCGGCUUCGCAUUAAAGAUCGAGGAAAAUUUCUUUCUCCUCAAACAGGAGAGGAGAUUAAUGAAAUCGUCAAAAGAUUAAUGAAAUUUUAAUGAGUCUGCUACCGGGUAAGCGGACCAGUGAUGGUAAAAAAUCGCAUCAUGCGAUCAAUGAAUAGGUAUAUUUCUCUUAUCGGAUUUAUUGACAUCCCCAUCAGCAGGCGACACUCUUUCACUCGUCAAUCUCCCACAGAGAGUAUAUUUUGAACGGUGAGCUACCAAGAUCUCAAGAGAGCAGUAUGAGCAGUAAUUCGCUGAUGCCUGUACUCUCCAGCGUAAUGCUUCUACUAUGCAAGCUUUAUCGUGAGUGAUUGCUACCAACGAUUAAUCGCAGAGUAUAAAGCCUGCGAUGAGCACUUGUUCCGACAAUGUAUCGGCCAUCCGGAGAAAAAUUGGAAGCGAACAUCGUUCGUUUGACUAACGAUGUUCCAUAGUUUCUAGAUGCAUGGUAGUCCUUCUUUCAAGCAUGAAAAACGGCAAUUAUUUUUGAUUACUCUCAAAUUUUGCUUUUAAGCAACGGAAUUAAGAUUUUUUUAAUCAAAACUCAUGCAGCUAAAAAAACGUAGCAAAAUCUUCUUUUUACACUAUGAAUGUUUAUGCGAAAUGCUCAUCUGUUGACAUUUAUUGAUCUUGUAUCGGCCAUCCGGAGAAAAAUUGGAAGCGAACAUCGUUCGUUUGACUAACGAAGUUCCAUAGUUUCUAGAUGCAUGGUAGUCCUUCUUUCAAGCAUGAAAAACGGCAAUUAUUUUUGAUUACUCUCAAAUUUUGCUUUUAAGCAACGGAAUUAAGAUUUUUUUAAUCAAAACUCAUGCAGCUAAAAAAACGUAGCAAAAUCUACUUUUUACACUAUGAAUGUUUAUGCGAAAUGCUCAUCUGUUGACAUUUAUUGAUCUUGUACAAUAAAAAGACGACUACCACAAACAAAACAACCUGCAUGGAUUGGUGCACCAUGGUUAGUUGUUUACCUCAACGUUAUUGUUGUUGUUUACAUUUUCGUUGUUUCACCUCGUUGUGGUAAAUAAAAAAAAAUGCUUGAAGAACAUUAAUCCUCCAGUUCCAGUUUAACAUGGAUAAUAACAAGGACAACUACGACGGAAUAGAGUUCCUGGAGCAGGAAACAGCGGGAUCUCCGGUGGCUGGAUCGUCGGGAACUUUCAGAUUCUCGAAAUCCUUGUUGGAUACGACCCAGGUCUCUGACGAUGGGAACUCGAGGAAUGUCGAAUUCUCAUUGUUGCCCGAUAAUACGACGGAGGAAGCUGAAAACGAAGAAAGUGGUGCAUCCGCACCAAAUGGUACUGAAGACGCUCAUUACGCCAACAAACUCAGACCGAGCCGGAGCCCACUCGACCCGUGAUUGUGCUGCUUUGGCUAAAGAGCUUAAGGAAACUCACUUGGAUUUAGAGGGACAUCAAAGCUCGUGGAUGUUGUGGGCCAACUUCAUCCACUCUUCGCCUGCUCACAAGCAAGAGCAAUUGAAAAUUGAUCCCGCACCGCCUUUGGAGCUCGCCAAAUACUUCCGAUGGACAAAUGUGUCAGAAGCAGCCCGCCUGCAGUCAGUACAUCGGGGUGUCACAGUGGCUCAUACUGUGAAUGCUGGUUGGGUGAAAGAAGCGGCUGAAAUAAGGGAAGAAAUUUCAGCAGCACUUGGAAUACUUAACAACGUUUCCCGCAAGCUCGAAGCAAUGAUAACAAAAGGAUUAGCCGCUGGAGAUUUUAUCACCGCAGUGCAAUCAGCAAUCCGACCAGAAGAGUCCGAAGUGAGCCAAGUGUUGGCGGAGAAAGUAACUGAUUGUCCCGAUGUUGAUCACUCUUAAAGUGUUUUUCUUGUUUUGAUUUUACGGUUUUGAAUAAAUAAAAUAAGUUUUAUUUGCAAUAGU
Molecule: messenger RNA, 3675 nt
Organism: Toxorhynchites rutilus septentrionalis
Lineage: Eukaryota; Metazoa; Arthropoda; Insecta; Diptera; Culicidae
Exons: 2
Coding region: 2998-3612 (204 amino acids)
Source: RefSeq, a predicted model, not a curated record